Molecule: messenger RNA, 1074 nt
Organism: Lachancea meyersii CBS 8951
Lineage: Eukaryota; Fungi; Ascomycota; Saccharomycetes; Saccharomycetales; Saccharomycetaceae
Source: the annotation of a GenBank genome assembly
AUGGGUCUAUCGAUAAAAAUUCUGUACGACGCAGCUGUUGAGAGCAGCAGCCCAAAAAAUGAUGGGGAAAAUUCGAAGCUCGAACCAGCAAGACCGGAUGAUUGCAGCACUUUGGUUCCGUUCCCAAGAGGCUGGCGUCUGCACCAAAUUGAAGAGGUUCAAGACGAGGCUCAUACCGGGAAACGCACGAAUAAACGGAGCGACGGUGUUUUUUGGUGUUCUUGGUUCGAAACCGGAGCAGACGUGAUUAUAAUGAACGAAUCGGGAGACAUACUGAAUCUUGCAGACUUGUCAUCACCAGUGGUCUACAACGUCAUCUCCAUGGACGUGGUGGACCGCAACAUCGUGGCGUUCGGUUCCAGGGAGGGCUACAGUGGGACUUUCAACCUGGCAAACGGGCUUGUAGAAUUGUCCAGCACGCAGUUGCUCAAACCCGUAACCAACGUGUGGACGCGACGCGUGGGACGGUCGCGGAAAAUGGUGGUUUUCUCCAGAUUCGAUUGCAGUAUCUCGGUCACCUCGCUGUCCACGGGCUCCAAUACGGCUAUGAGCCUGCGGCUUUCAUCGCAAUUCCGCUGCGUGAGUGCAGACGUCGACCAUAAGGUGGAGACCGUGGCCAUGCACGACGGCAAAGUGUUGUAUUUGUGGAGUUUGCGUUGGCCCAACAGCCCCGACGGCGUUCGUGGCCUCUACCUUGAAGAAGGCGAGGAAAUCGUUUCUCUGAAGUUCGCGUCUACCAAAUUGCUGCUCUUGAUCGCCACGUCGCGCAGGCUGUUUAUCUACGAUUUCGCUUCCAACGCGGAUCUGGUCUGCAACAUCCGCGAAGACGCCUUUUACGAUUUUUUCGAAAACGACUCCAAGAUUGUCGUUGAGCAGACGCACUUAUACGGGACGCACAUCGCCUGUUUCGGCCUCGACAACACUACGGCAAGAUGGGCUCCUCUCGGAUAUUCCGAUAUCAGAGCGCAAUUUGGAAUUCGUGACAUUCGCAAAUUCUACGCCUUGCGUUCUCGCCUACUGCUAUUCAUGGGUCACCAUACCCGUUUUCAGCUCGAAACAGCCACGGACGCCUGA